Molecule: messenger RNA, 3152 nt
Organism: Prionailurus viverrinus (fishing cat)
Lineage: Eukaryota; Metazoa; Chordata; Mammalia; Carnivora; Felidae
Gene: CENPI
Product: centromere protein I
Exons: 21
Coding region: 69-2333 (754 amino acids)
Cellular component (GO): kinetochore
Source: RefSeq, a predicted model, not a curated record
AGCAGGCUCCAGGCUCUGAGCUGUCAGCACAGAGCCCGACACGGGGCUCGAACAGAACAUGUGCAAUAAUGUCACCUCAAAAGAGAGUUAAGGACUCUAAGGCACAAAAGAGGACUUCACAAGAUAGUGAUAGUUAUAAGACUAAUCUCUUGGCCUUGAAAGAAGAGGACCUAAAUGACUCAAAGUGCAGCUUAAAACAUGGACAAAACGAUCCAGUGAAAGAUUAUGGACAUGCUGAUGAUGAAGCAGAAGAUGCUCUGAAAAGAGCAGUGAGAUACUUUGAGAAAGGUCCUGUUGAAACUUCACGGAGUAGAGAUAAAACCUUGGAAAAACACUUGAAAACUGUGGAAAAUGUGGCUUGGAAGAGUGGGUUAGCUCCAGAAGGAAUUGACAUUCUACUAAAUGUGGCACUUAGUGGCAAAUUUGGAAAUGUUGUAAACACUCGGAUAUUGAAGUGCAUGAUUCCAACAACUCUAAUAUCAGAAGAUUCUGUGGUUAAGGCGGUUUCCUGGCUUUGUGUUGGCAAGUGUUCUGGUAGCACCAAGGUACUUUUUUAUCGUUGGCUGGUUGCUAUGUUUGACUUCAUUGAUCACAAGGAGCAAAUUAACUUACUCUAUGGCUUCUUUUUUGCCUCAUUGGAAGAUGAUGCACUGUGCCCUUAUGUGUGCCAUUUGCUGUAUUUACUUACCAGAAAAGAGAAUGUCAAACCAUUUCGUGUGAGAAAACUGCUUGGUCUUCAGGCCAAAAUGGGAAUGCAGCCUCACCUCCAGGCUUUGUUAUCGCUGUAUAAGUUCUUUGCUCCUACUUUGAUUUCUGUAUCUUUGCCUGCAAGGAAAAAGAUUUAUUUUAGGAAUUCAGAGAAUCUGUGGGAGACAGCUCUACUUGCUGUGAGGCAAAGGAUUCAGGGACCCCCUCCUGAACCUGUAAAAUUAAUGUUAGGUCCAGCUAAUGUCCAUCCUGUAAAAAGAAAAUGGAAUUCUUACUCAGUUAUACCCAUGCUGAAUUCUAGUAGCUGCAGUAAAGAAUGUGGGAAAAAAGGGAUGGCUCUUUCUGAUUAUCUCCGUAGUAAUGGAUCAUUUCCAUUAGAACAGCUUAAAAGCUUCCCUCAACUCUUAAAGAACAUCCAUUGCUUAGAGCUGCCUUCUCAGAUGGGUGCAGUGUUGAACAACUCUCUGCUGCUUCACUAUAUUAACAUUGUCAAAGACGAGUCCAUCUUACUGAGACUCUAUCACUGGUUGAGUCAAACAUUACAGGAAGAGUGUAUUUGGUAUAAGGUGAAUAAUUAUGAACAUGGAAAAGAAUUUGCCAACUUACUGGACACUAUCAUCAGGGCAGAGUACUUCUUACAAGAGGGGUUCUAUUCCUGUGAAACAUUCCUGUAUAAGAGCCUUCCUCUCUGGGAUGGCCUCUGUUGUCGAUCACAGUUCCUUCAGCUUGUGACCUGGAUUCCUUUUAGUAGCUUCUCUGAGGUGAAACCACUUCUUUUUGACCAUCUAGCACAGCUAUUCUUUAUAUCAACCAUUUAUUUCAAGUGUAGUGUUCUCCAGAGUUUGAAAGAACUAUUGCAGAAUUGGCUGUUGUGGCUUUCUACGGACAUCCACAUGAAACCUGUGAUGGACAGUCCUCUGGAUACCACUUUAGGUGGAUCCGUGAACACUGUGUCUGAACUGAUUGACUACAUAGGGUGGCUGUCCACUACUGCAAUGCGCUUGGAAAGCAACAAUACUUUCUUACUGCACUUUAUUUUGGAUUUCUAUGAGAAGGUAUGUGACAUAUAUGUAAAUUAUAACCUUCCACUAGUGGUAUUGUUUCCUCCGGGGAUCUUCUAUCCUGCUCUCCUCAGUCUAGAUUCCAGUAUCCUGAACCAGCUGUGUUAUAUCAUGGACAGGUAUCGUAAAAAUUUGACUGCUGCAAAGAAAAAUGAGUUGGUACAAAAGACAAAAUCAGAGUUCAAUUUCAGCACCAAGACCUAUAAAGAAUUUAAUCACUAUUUGACAGUGAUGGUUGGUUGCCUGUGGACAUCUAAACCUUUCCAGAAAGGAUUGUAUAUUGACCAUGAAGUCAUAGAAAAAGCUGGAGUAGCAGAGUAUAAAAGCAGUUUAAAUUUAGUUCAUCACCCAGCUCUAUUGAGUUAUACAGUUUCCUUUCUGCUCCAGGAAUGGCCAGAAGAAAGGAGAGUAAACAUGAGCUCUGUUCGGGGAAAGAAAUGGAACUGGUAUUUGGACUAUUUAUUUUCAGAGGGGUUACAAGGCUUGAAACUUUUCAUAAGGAGUAGUAUUCAUCGUUCUUCUACCCCCCUGACCAGAGAGCAUAAACCACAUCAUCAACAUUAAAUGAGUUUUGACUGAAACAAACUGACCAUACCGGACUAAAUUCUUUUCCUUGUUGCUAGAGAGGCCAAAUGGCUCAACUUGAGUUGCCAUAAUCUGUUCACCAACAGACUGCCAUCCUCGGAGCACUUGGACUGGCCUUCUGUGCAUGGUUCAGGAGAGCCUCAGUGUGGCUAAAUUUAUUUUUCAAGAUCUAGAUUCUUUAGCCCACUAGUGAAAACCGACUUCAUCUUCAGGCUCAGCCUUCCACCAGAUUAUACAUAAAGAGAUUCAUCUAUUAGGUGGUGGAAUUUUUCAAAUUCUUGUGGACUCUAAGUUGCAUCAGUGGAAGAGAGCAGAUAACAUAUAGUGGCAGUUAAGCCACAGACAUACUCGUGCAAAAAGCCCUGCCGCUUCUGAAACCUCUGGGGAUAUUGCCAUUUUCCUUAUUGUGAACAACAAUGUCAGCAUCAAGUUAACAGGAUACAUUUCUAAUGCUUAAAGCCAGCUCUAGCUAAUUGGUAGCUUCCUGGGCCUUCACUGGUAGCAAUUUGAUGAGAGAAGGAAGCGGAGAGGAUUGUGGGAUAAUCUAAAAUGUUCCCAUUUAUUCCACUUUGAUUUCAUAAAACUGUACUAUUUUGUGUAUGUGUAUAUAUGUAUAUGUUACAUGUCCCAUUUUUACAUGUUCAGGCUCAUUUAAAUAAACCGAGACUUUAUUUGGGGGGAUCAUUCUGAAGCUUUUAAAAAAUUUUAUCAUAGCUAGAAUAUUUUGCUGAAAAUUAAAAUUCACUGCUACUGAGUAACUCUUCUCCUUUUAAUAAAUUUCAUGUCAUUUGAGAGAAA